Colius striatus (speckled mousebird) is the source of this 1774-nucleotide messenger RNA. RefSeq names its product prostaglandin reductase 1 (gene PTGR1). NCBI's taxonomy places the organism in Eukaryota, Metazoa, Chordata, Aves, Coliiformes, Coliidae. Bases 246 to 1235 code for a protein of 329 amino acids. Gene Ontology annotation, cellular component: cytoplasm. The record is from RefSeq and is a predicted model, not a curated record. Gene Ontology annotation, biological process: prostaglandin metabolic process. The transcript has 10 exons. Gene Ontology annotation, molecular function: 15-oxoprostaglandin 13-reductase [NAD(P)+] activity; 2-alkenal reductase [NAD(P)H] activity.
GAAAGAGGAGGCGGAGAAAGAGCCAUCUGCCCGCGGCUGCCCCCGCGCUGCAGGUCUCGGGGUGGUCAGCUCUUUCUUUCCCGGCGAGAGGCGGGAAGGCCGGGGUCUGUUCCUUGCCCCUGCUCAGGAGGCAGCCUCUUGGCCAGAGGUAACGACCCACAUCCCCAGGAGGUGUGUGUGACUGAAGGGAGUCGAGCCGCCGCCUGACCUGGACACAGAUUUGGCUGUGCUGUUUGUGGUGCAAGAUGGUAACUGCCAAGGUGUGGGUUAUGAAGAAGCAUUUUGAGGGUUUCCCCAAAACCAGUGACUUUGACCUGAAAAAGAUAGAGCUGCCAAAACUAAAAGAUGGUGAGUUGCUGCUUGAAUCAGUGUUUCUCAGUGUUGACCCUUACAUGAGACCUUACAGUAAAAGGGACAUGAAGGAAGGGGACAUAAUGAUAGGCACGCAGGUUGCCAGGAUUAUAGAAAGCAAGAAUCCUGCUUUCACUGAGGGAACCUUUGUCGUGGGUAACAGUGGCUGGAGAACUCAUUUCAUCUCUGAUGGGAAAGACCUACAGCUCCUUCCUUCCAGCUGGCCAGAAUCACUGCCCAGAUCUCUGGCUCUUGGGACAGUUGGCAUGCCAGGUCUCACGGCGUAUUUUGGUCUGCGAGAGGUCUGCAAGGUGAAGCCAGGAGAUACGGUGCUGAUUAAUGCUGCAGCUGGUGCUGUGGGCUCUGUGGUGGGGCAGCUCGCUAAAAUUGGGGGUUGCAAAGUGGUUGGCUCUGCUGGUUCAGAUGACAAGGUUGCCUAUCUGAAAAAGAUAGGCUUUGAUGAAGCCUUUAAUUACAAGACUGUUUUGUCUCUGGAUGAAGCACUGCGUAAAGCCUCCCCUGAUGGCUAUGACUGUUACUUUGACAAUGUGGGUGGAGAAUUUACCAGUGUUGCUAUCAACCAGAUGAAGAAAUAUGGCAGGAUUGCAGUCUGUGGAGCCAUCUCUCAGUACAAUGACUCUGUGCCUCAGAAAGGGCCUUACCUGCAAUUUCCAUUGCUCUUCAAAGAGCUUCGCAUGGAGGGUUUUAUUGUGACCCGCUGGAAUCACCGUCGGGAGGAGGGUCUGAAGGCACUACUGAAGUGGGUUGUGGAGGGAAAAAUUAAGUUCCAUGAACAAGUCACUGAAGGAUUUGAGAACAUGCCAAAGGCUUUCAUUGGAAUGUUAAAAGGAGAAAACAUUGGAAAAGCCAUUGUAAAAGUAUGAAGGUCACACAUUCCGGUGAGGCUGGCACAGGAGGAUAAUUCUCUUAAGUGCUUUUAACACACUGAUCAACAGUUUGUAUGAGUCUUUUGCUGGAUAAACAAUGCUGAUCAUUUCUUUUAAUCACUGGGAUAACAAUUGUAUGCCAGUUGCUUUGCUGUUGAAGAACUUGCAAGUUGCUUCCCAAAGCCACACAAAAAAAAAGCACCUUAAAACUGCUGAACUUAAUCACUAUCGUAACAGAUUUAAUAGUAGCUUGACCCUUUCUACAAGUUGGCUUACAGAAAGGAGGAGCCAUUCCAAAAGCCUUGCAGGCUAAUGGCACAUCUGACAGCUGUUUGUUUACUCAUUGAUUCAGCACAGAACUCAGCCAGCAGGAUUUUGUUUUAACCAUCAAGUUGCAAAGAAGGGGCUAACAACACCUGGGGCUUCCCAGCUUUCCCACUGGCUGACUUUGAGGGUUUUUUUGCAUUCAUUGGGAAAUGUAGAUAUAUCAGUUAUUCUGAGAUUACAGAAAUAAAACAUUAAUCUGUUAAUGGAUA